This is a messenger RNA of Leucoraja erinaceus (little skate), 1136 nucleotides long. RefSeq names its product epidermal retinol dehydrogenase 2-like. The transcript is spliced from 3 exons. Lineage: Eukaryota; Metazoa; Chordata; Chondrichthyes; Rajiformes; Rajidae. The record is from RefSeq and is a predicted model, not a curated record. Gene Ontology annotation, molecular function: oxidoreductase activity, acting on the CH-OH group of donors, NAD or NADP as acceptor. Gene Ontology annotation, cellular component: lipid droplet. The coding region runs from base 519 to 1136 and encodes 205 amino acids.
GCAUUCUUGAUUUUUGAGUCAAAAUAUAAGCAGGAACAAGAAUCGCAACCCGGGUAGGCAGGGCAGAAGUGCAACUAGGAAGAGCUGGCUUGCACAACUGGGAUUGCUUUUCUGUUCCGCUCGAAGGGUGUACAAUGACUCUCGGAGUCAAAAUAUAAGCAGGAACAAGAAUCGCAACCCUGGUAGGCAGGGCAGAAGUGCAACAAGGAAGAGCUGGCUUGCACAACUGGGGUUGCUUUUCUGUUCCGCUCGAAGGGUGUACAAUGACUCUCGGAGUCAAAAUAUAAGCAGGAACAAGAAUCGCAACCCUGGUAGGCAGGGCAGAAGUGCAACAAGGAAGAGCUGGCUUGCACAACUGGGGUUGCUUUUCUGAUCCGCUCGUAGGGCGUACAAUGAACCAUUGCUGACGUGUUUCGAGCAAAGGUCGUUCCUAUUUUUUUUCCCACAACAAGCUUCGGUGACCAGAGAACUAAGUGCAGAGAGACAGAUACUCGACGCGUGCUUACAGACUAGUCGCGAUGAACUUCUUCUUGGAGACGCUCUGCACGUUGCUGCUCUGGCUGUAUUACAGCCUGGAAGCGCUGGUGAUGCUGGUGGUGCCGGCUCGGAGGAAGAAUGUGAGCGGGGAGAUUGUGCUGGUGACGGGCGCUGGCAGCGGCAUUGGACGUCUCGUGGCGCUCCGCUUCGCCGGCCUGGACACCGCGCUCGUGCUCUGGGACAUCAAUGCAGAGGGCAUCAAGGAGACGGAGCGGCUGGCCCGGCAACAGGGGGCCUCCAGGGUCCACACUUACGUGUGCGACUGCAGCAAGAGAGCAUCCGUGUACGAAGUGGCAGACAAGGUGAAGAGGGAAGUUGGAGAUGUUAGUAUUUUGAUAAACAAUGCAGGUAUUGUUACUGGAAAGAAAUUCAUUGAUUCACCCGAUGAGUUACUAGAAAAAACUAUGGCAGUGAAUGCUGUUGCACAUUUUUGGACCUACAAAGCAUUUCUGCCUGCAAUGAUUGCCCGUAACCAUGGCCAUCUGGUUAGCAUUGCCAGUUCAGCUGGCUUCUUUCCAGUGAACGGAUUGGCAGGUAAGAAUCAAUUCUGCGGUUUAUUGAUGAUUUUCUUUAUUAAUUAUAUUUUGAUUAAGAUGUGA